AUGGCAAAAUCGAAGAAGACGAAGACGAGCAAGACGAGCAAGACGAAAACGAGUCAGUCAAAGAAGACGGCGCGGUCAAGCAAGACGACACAGUCAAGCCAGAGUGAGAAGACGACUCAGUCAAGCCAUUCAACCAAGAAAACCAAUGUUGUGAACAGGGACGAACCUGUAGAAGAAGAAGUUAUUGAAGAUGGAAAGAAUAUGCAUUUAAUCAGUGUUGUUUUCAAUCAUGGAGGGGAAUUUGUGAGAAUGGGUGACGGGAAUAUGAUAUACAGGGGAGGGGUAACGACACAUGUAACUGACAUUCUCAUUGACAACUUUACCAUGAUUUGCGUUAACAAGUUGUUGAAUGAGUGGGGUUACAGUGAAGGCACAUUUAGGGUAUGGACAAAGGUUGUUGAAAUUGAUCCCAACUUUUUCCAAAUUAAGAAAGAUGAUGACUGCUAUGAUGUAGCUGCAUUUUCUUAUGCCAAUGAAGUAGAGGGUGUCAUGUAUGUAGAGCAUGAUGUAGUAGAGGAUCAUAAUGAUGAAGAAGUAGUGGAAGGAUUAGGAGAUAGUGAGGAUGAACGUGCCACUGGGUUGGAGGAUGGGUUUGAAGGUGUAGAUGUUUCUGUACCUAGGAAGGAAGCUCCUUCCCUAUCAGAUGUUAUGAGGGGUUCAGAAAAGAAAGAAAUGGAAGAUGGAGAUGAAUAUGUUACUGACGAGUUGGACAGCUCAGACCCUGAUUUAUCAGAUGAGGACAAAGGUCACAAGUUUGAAAAGUUUAAAAAGGAGCAUUUCAAUAAGAAUUUUAAAUUUGAGUGGGGUAUGGAGUUUAAUUCCCUUGAUGAGUUUAGAGAAGCUAUACGUGAGUGGUCAGUAUUAAAUGGUAGGGAAAUAAAGUUUGUGAAAAACGAGAGCUACAGGGUUAGGGUGGAAUGUAGGGCCAAGUGUGGGUUUUUAAUACUUUGUUCAAAGGUGGGACACAGACAUACUUUUGCUAUAAAAACAAUAGUUGAUAAGCACACAUGUGCUAGGGUUCUAGACAAUAGAUCUGCAAGCUCAAGGUGGGUGGCCAAGGCUGUUGUAAAAAAGAUGCAAACAUCACAAAGUGUUAGGAUUACUGACAUUAUUCAAGACUUGAGGCAUAAUUUUUCUGUGGGCAUCACUGUUGCAAGGGCAUGGAAGGCAAAGCUCAUAGCUAAGAGGAUACUUGAGGGAGAUGCAGAUAGGCAAUAUGCUGAUUUGAGGAGGUAUGCAUCUAAGCUACAUAGAGUUAACCUUGGAAAUACUGUGAGUAUCACUGUCAACAGACCUAAUCCAUCCAUACAACCAAGAUUUGGGUCCUUUUACUUUUGUUUUGAUGGUUGCAAAAAGGGGUUCACUAAUGGCUGCAGACCCUUCAUUGGGGUAGAUGGGUGUCACUUGAAAACAAAAUAUGGUGGUCAGUUGCUAAUUGUUGUGGGUAGGGACCCUAAUGACCAGUAUUUCCCUCUAGCAUUUGGAGUUGUUGAAAUAGAGAACAAGGAAACUUGGAAAUGGUUUAUUGAUUUGCUUAUGGGUGACAUUGGGCAGGACAACAGAUAUGUGUUUAUAUCUGACCAACAAAAGAGACUGGUUUCAGUUUUUGAAGACAUGGGUUAA
Vicia villosa (hairy vetch) is the source of this 1623-nucleotide messenger RNA. RefSeq lists its product as uncharacterized. The record is from RefSeq and is a predicted model, not a curated record. Bases 1 to 1623 code for a protein of 540 amino acids. NCBI's taxonomy places the organism in Eukaryota, Viridiplantae, Streptophyta, Magnoliopsida, Fabales, Fabaceae. The transcript has 4 exons.